GCCCUGUAUGCGACCAGGGCUCCACCUUUCAAGCGUGCCUGAAUCUUUUUAAAGAUGACGUAAGGAGAGAACAGGAACAGCAGAGGCUGUUAGAUAACCAAGUCAAAAUUAAUGGGCACACAUUGCACAUCAUUUUUGACCCUCCUCACCUAAUUAAAGGAAUCCGAAACAACUUUUUAAAUAAAGACUUGAUAUUUCGAGGACAACUGGCCAAAUGGAAUGAUAUUAUUGAAAUCUACAAGGCGGACUGCGAGGUUGGAGACAUCCGGAUGCUGCACAAGUUGACCGACGAGCACGUGAUUCCAGAGAAGAUCAAGAAGAUGAAGGUGAAGAACUGCAAAGUAUUGAGUGAAAAAACUGCUGCAAUGCUAAGAUACAGCUCCAAAGGAAACCACGCGGACGGGACGCCAGCAAGCAGUACCAUGGGGACUACGUCGGAGGCUGUGCUGUUCUUCGACAGGUUUGACAGCGUCAACGGCUCUCGCGGAAACUCCGCUCCUGGCAAGAUGCGGGGACCGGUAAAAGAGGUUGAGGGUGUAUCAAAACAUGUCGAAUUUUGGCAGGAGGCAAUUCGAACUUUAAACAAUAUUUAUUUUGUUGAGCCUAAUACGAACAACAAAAAAUAUGUACCGAGCUUAAAGAAUUGGAUCAUCACCCUGAAAAGUUUUAUUUCAAUUUGGUUUGAAAUUAAACUGGAAGGGGUGCAUUUAUUUUAUCCUCGAAAUUUAAACCAAGAUCCACUCGAGAAUUUUUUUGGUCGUAUAAGAGCUUUAAAUCACAGAAGCAACAGUCCCAGUCCCUACAUUUUUCAAACUUCAUUUAAAUCUUUGUUAAUUACAAACCUUUUGGGCCCUCAGUCUCGCAAUACUAAUUGUGAAUCAGAUUUAGGAGAAACCCUUGUCGACGGUUUUUUUUAAUGGAUAAUAAUACUCCCGAACCCGAAAGGGUUCUUAUUUCAGACGGCCCCUCUACGAGCACUCCAGUCUCGACUCCCCACGAACUUGCUGAACCAGGGGAAGCGAUUCCAUUGCUUCAGCAAGUUCGCACAGAAAAGCUGAACGUUCAUUCGUCAGCUUUUACAGCCGGCUAUGUAGCUAGAAGACUAAAAACUAUUUUUAAAUGCCAGGCCUGCAAUGACACAUUAGUGACUAAAGAAAUUUCUCUAAUCCACUCAUGGAUUAAGUACCCACAGAGAGCGUAGUUUGUUGAAAGGCAAAAGCCUUCAAUAUCCUACUCCAAAAUUUGUACAAAUCUUUCGCGAUUUAGUGAAACAUAUCAAUAGUUAUUUGGAUCUUUUUGCACACA
Molecule: messenger RNA, 1305 nt
Organism: Ostrinia furnacalis (Asian corn borer)
Lineage: Eukaryota; Metazoa; Arthropoda; Insecta; Lepidoptera; Crambidae
Exons: 4
Coding region: 270-917 (215 amino acids)
Source: RefSeq, a predicted model, not a curated record